Trypanosoma grayi is the source of this 303-nucleotide messenger RNA. RefSeq lists its product as hypothetical. The transcript has a single exon. The record is from RefSeq and is a predicted model, not a curated record. The coding region runs from base 1 to 303 and encodes 100 amino acids. NCBI's taxonomy places the organism in Eukaryota, Euglenozoa, Kinetoplastea, Trypanosomatida, Trypanosomatidae.
AUGCCGGCGCAAAUGUUUCUUGUCAGCCGCCGGAAACCCACGGCCGGCGACCCUAUCAAACAAGCACGGCCCAUGUUGCACUGGAAGCUCGACAUGGUCAAAGACACUAUGGCGCGGGAAUGCAACCGCGUCGCUUUAAAGCCGGCCUGGUUGACAGCCAGCCGUUGGGGCGAAACGGCGUUUCUCAAGAAGGGAAAUGUCGCGGACCACCCGGGCAACAAAGGGUCAUAUUCGUUAAUUGAGGGGCUUCCCCAUAAAUUUACAAGGGCGACCCCCACCGUGCGGCACGGUGCGUGGUUAUAG